Notodromas monacha is the source of this 1235-nucleotide messenger RNA. The record is from the annotation of a GenBank genome assembly. Lineage: Eukaryota; Metazoa; Arthropoda; Ostracoda; Podocopida; Cyprididae.
AUUUCUUUGUUGGUUGGUGCAGGUUUCAUUUAACUUUUUUUUCAUCGGCUUUCUGAUACACGAUGGCCGAAAUGAAAAUGAGAGAAUUGUCUUCGGACCAGAAAGCUGCUCGUUAUCGGAAAAAGGAGAAAGAAGAACUGGAUCCUAGUGGUAGGAUGGACUCAGAAAGAGAAGCGCUACUGACUGAGAAGAAACUGAAGAGGCGACGCAUUUUUGAAAGGAUCCUCUUCUAUUCGGUUUUCUAUGCAUGUCUUGUGGCUUUCUUCGCUAUAAUGAUGCUGAUUCAUCACCAAACUCUGGAUGAGAACAAGCCAAAAUACCAGAAUAUCUACGGAGCAAUUGGGAAUACCCCAGGUCUUGGUGUACGGCCAAAAUCUGAUGUGAAUGAGAGUGCUCUGAUUCACAUUAAACAAGAAUACGAACAGUUGACUCAAAGCAGCGGUGGUUCAAUUGUCCAAUGCUAUCCUGGCAAAGUUCUGAGACCCGGAGAAGUAUGCCCAUUUGACAUUCGGCUCUUGGGGACAAGCAUGUGUACGAAGGAAAAUCGUUUUGGUUAUGAUCGUGGAAAUCCGUGCAUCAUCCUAAAAAUUAAUAAGGUUUAUGGAUGGAUUCCUGAAACAUAUGGGCCGGAAGACAAUCUUCCCGAUGAAAUGCCAGAAUUUCUGAAGCGAGAAGUCAGGAAAACCAGCGUCAGCCGCGAGUUCAGCUUGUAUAGUAAUGUAAGAACUGGCUUCGUUGCCUUGUCACUUUGUUUGGGUGUGACCAUUUUGAUUCUUGAAUUGAAGGAUGAAAACAGAAGACCGCCGAGUGUCUGGCUUUCAUGUGAAGGAAUCACGUCUGCAGACAGGGAAUAUUUGGGUGCUGUGGAAUAUUUUCCUUAUCCCGGUUUUCCGGCAUAUUUCUUCCCCUACACGAAGACGCCGGGUUAUUUAUCGCCUCUUGUUGCUCUUCAUCUGAAAGAUCCAAAACGAGAAGACGAAAUUAGCGUCGACUUUCCGUGUUUUUUCUCACUUUUGACCUCGCAACCCGCUUCGCACCUAUCACAACGCCUCAACCGACCUCAAGCGUUACUAUUAGUACAACCAUGCCGCUCCUUUAACGCGAAUAAAAACGCACUGGCCCGACUCUUACUUCUCGUAAACGCCCUGGCAGCCAAAUGGAAGGACUUGAUUGAGCAACGGAAGGGCGCCGUUUUCUCGGGUGCCAAUUUGGAUUUGAUUUAUACCGAUCCUUGA